UUCAAAACGUCAAGAGCGCAAACGUUUUGUGUACUCCUUCUGACACCUUCGUAGUAGUCAUUUUGAAACAAAAGAAUAGUUUUUUUUUUUUUUUUUAUUGUUUCAUAACAUAAGGAAGCUACCAAAAGGACCACCAAUACAUCUGUUAUAAAUACAGUACUAUUAAUAACUCAUAGGACUCUAUCACAUUGGAUUCUGAAAAACUUUUCGAGAAAUGUACGAGAUUUGACGUCUGCGGUUCGUCCGUGGAUAAUGUUAUAUAAGAACAGUUCAUGUCACAGGGAGGCUGUAGGUGGCGGUAAUGCGUCAAAUGAUGCCAAACUCAACGAGGCUGAAAAAGCAAAAGAAGAAGAAGAGAUACACCAAAACAGCCAUGCUCCUACUUUAUUAACAAACUUGUUAUAUCUCAUCGCAUGUCAAAGUAUCCAGUAUUGUUUAGUCAUUUUCUAAUUGUUCAGGUACUAGUCUUCCUACCAUUCGCUACCCUCAAAUGGUUGUGUUAAGUUGAGCUCACCCAUCCAUUGCAGAUGUGUUGACCAGGGGAAAGAUGCCUCUAUUAACCCUCAAUGGAGUGACUAUCAACUUUCCCUUCACUCCAUAUGAAUGCCAGAAUGAUUACAUGAGUAAAGUCAUCGAAUGCCUGCAACAAAAGGUGAAUGGGGUCCUGGAAAGCCCAACCGGUACAGGGAAGACCCUGUGCCUGCUCUGUGCUACGUUAGCUUGGAGGGACCACUUUAAGGACACCAUCUCCGCUCGCAAGAUAACAGAGAGACUGAAGGGAGCCGAGAUGUUCCCUGACAUGCCGGUGGCCACCUGGGGUACUGCGGCCACGGAUGGAGACGGAACAACCUACUACACGGAUAUUCCAAAAAUCAUAUAUGCAUCCCGGACACAUUCGCAGCUCUCCCAGGUGAUCAGUGAGUUGAAAAACACUGCCUACAGACCAAAGAUGUGUGUGCUUGGAUCCAGAGACCAGAUGUGCAUCCACCCAGAGGUGAUGCGUCAGGAGAGCAAUCACAUGAAGGUUCAUAUGUGCAAAGCAAAGGUUGCUGCAAGGUCCUGUGCAUUCUUCAACAAUCUUGAAGAGAAAGGCACCGAUAAAGAUCUGGUUAAUUCCAUCAUGGACGUGGAGGACUUGGUGAAAGCUGGGAACAAGCACAGGGUUUGUCCGUAUUAUUUAUCGCGUACCCUGAAGACGCAGGCAGAGAUCAUAUUUAUGCCGUACAACUACCUCCUCGAUCCAAAGAGCCGGAGAGCACAGAAUCUGGACCUGAAGGGGGCAGUGAUAAUCUUUGACGAGGCACACAAUGUGGAGAAGAUCUGUGAGGAGUCCACCUCCUUUGACCUGACCCCCUACGACCUGACGUCCGCGAUUGAGGUGGUAAACAGCGUCUUGCAGGAGCAGGCCGAGGGCGCAACCAGCGCGGAGCCCAUCGCCGACAACUUUGCCUCGGGGUCUACGAACUCUGAUUUAAAUUUGAACAUCGCUGCAAUUGCCAAGAUCAAACAAAUGCUUCUGGAUUUAGAAGCCGUCAUUGAUUCCUAUGAAGUUUCCAGUGAGAAGGGCUUGACUAAACCUGGAAGCUUCAUUUUUGAGUUAUUCAAGAAGGCCAACUUGACAUUUGAAACCAAGAGUGCCAUGUGUGAUGCUCUGGAGCAGAUCACAAGCUAUGUUACAGGAAAAACGGGAAUAUUCAUGAACACGGCUGGGUUACAGAAGCUCUCUGAGAUCUUUCAGCUGGUGUUUUCUGGUGAGCCAAAAGAAGGGAACCCAGAAAAAGAAAUGCAGGCUAAUACUGCUCAGUUCAAAGUUCAUAUCCAUAAGGAUAACAGCUUUAACAAGAAGCCACAGAAGGUAGACGUAUGGGCAUCAUCGUCAACAAAAAAACAAGGCAACAUCUUGAGCUACUGGUGUUUCUCUCCUGGCUUCAGCAUGCAGGACCUCAAGCGUCAAGGCGUGCGCAGCAUAAUCCUGACCAGUGGCACCUUGUCGCCCCUUCAGUCUUUCACAGCGGAGAUGCAAAUUCCCUUCCCCGUAGCGCUGGAGAACACUCAUGUGAUCCAGCGAGACCAGAUCUUCGUUGGCGUCGUGGACCAAGGACCGGACGGCGUGCAGCUCAGUUCCACUUACGACCGCAGGUUUGUACCUGAAAACAUGGCCUCCUUGGGAAACACAGUUGCCAACUUUGGCCGUGUGGUUCCCCAUGGACUUCUGGUGUUCUUCCCCUCAUAUCCGGUGAUGGACAAGACUCUGGAGUUCUGGAGGGCAAAUGGACAUGCAGGUCGCAUUGAAAACAUGAAACCAAUGUUUGUUGAACCUAAGGGGAAGAGCAAUUUCAGUGAAGUUAUCGAGGGUUAUUACAACCAAGUUAACGAUGCAACAUCAAAGGGAGGCAGCUUUUUUGCUGUGUGUCGUGGAAAGGCCAGCGAAGGGCUGGACUUUUCUGACAACUAUGGCCGAGCAGUCAUCAUCACUGGCCUCCCAUUCCCGCCUAAGAUGGACCCACGGGUCAUGCUCAAGAUGCAGUUCCUGGAUGAGACCAGCAGGAAGAAGAUUCCUGGAGUCAAGUGCCUGUCCGGCUCAGACUGGUACAGGCAGCAGGCGUCUCGGGCCGUCAACCAGGCCAUCGGACGUGUCAUCAGGCACAAGGAGGACUACGGCGCCAUAUUCCUUUGUGACCGAAGGUUUAAAAACGCAGAUGUCCAAGCCCAGCUGCCCAAAUGGUUGAGGCCUUACAUACGCAGAUAUGACAACUUCGGCAACAUGGUCCGUGAUGUCGCUCAGUUCUUCAGAGUGGCCCAAAAAAUGAGGCCUCUGGUUCCUAAGGCAGCCGGCGGCAGGGAUUCCUCAAGCGGCCCAGGCGCUCUGUGUUCCAGCUCCACCGGCUGCUCGGGAGGUCAAAGCACUAGUGUUCAGGCUCCCCUCGCGGCCCAGAAGGCCAAGCUACUGGAUUCCCACGUUCCUAGUCUCAAAAGGAGGAAAUUGAAUGAGCACCCGGGAGGCGAUGGGAUGGCCCGGCUGUCUAUUCAGUACAGCACCGAGAUGCCAAGCAGCCAGAGACCUGGGACAUUGAUGGACGCCCUGGCUCACAGUGACAGGCAGCAUGGGGGAGAGGGAGGGGGAAACUCGGGGGCAGAGAUGGCCAGCGGUUUGUCCACACGGUCUCUUCAACAUGACAAAGACAUGGAUGAUAAAUCUCGGGGAGGGAAACGGAAAAUCAAACUGGUCCAGGAACAGAAAAAGAGCGUUCCGCCGGGCGCGUCGGAGGAGAACACGCACAGUAAGGCCCGGCGCUUCCUGACGGAGAUGAGGAAGUCUCUGAGCCAGAUGAACUACCAGAAGGUCAUGGACGCGCUGCAGGCCUACAAAAGGCUGGACGACCUCGGCGUACUGCAGGCAGAGGCCGCUGUCCUCCUGGUCGACGCCAACACCCACGUCCUCUACCGUGGACUUUACAAAUUCCUUCGACCGCACCAUAAGAAGUUAUUUAAUGAGAAAUGCCAGGAGCUGACGGGUCAAGGCUGUGGAUACAAAGAAGAGGACUCGCUCUCCAAGGAGGAGAAGGAGGCUCUAGUUCUGCAACAGACCGCAAACAAGGGGCGACCCGGUGUUAGCUCCCACUCUGGCCCUCCUGGCAAUCAGCUGAACACCAGUCUGCAGCUCAACAAGGGAGGCCAGCAUCUCGGCGUCCACACCUCAAGUGGGCAUUUGCAUAGACCAGGCCAGACGGGUGACGGAAAGGGUCCAAGGGAGAGCUUUCUGGCAGCCGUGAAGGAAACCUUCGGAGCGGAGAUGUCCAACCAGCUUCUUCUGGCCAUGCGGCGUUACGAGAAAGACGACGACUAUGAGAGCCUGAUCACCAUCGUAGUGGGCCUCCUGACGCAGAAGGAUGACAACCUGGUUCUUCUAGAGGGUUUUGAAAAGUUUGUUCAUCCCCACCAUAAGAAGCAGUUUAAAGAGAUGCUGGGGGAUUUGAAAGGAUAACCCGGCCGAAACAGCCAGCGGAGAGGCUAGGGUGGCACCCUCGGCCAAGUCUGGACCAAGUGAACUAUACUGAUGUUUGGCUCAUCAAUAAUGAACUCUGGAAUAGGUGAACUAUUUUACUGUUUUUACAAUCAAAAGGAUGCCACGGUAAAAAAUGAGAAAGUAAAUGUGUAUUGAAAUCCAGACCGCAGAUUCCUCCAUUCACAAUUACUGUAAUGUAUGUCCUAUGUGUAUAUGUACUGUCUCGGUACUGUAAAACAUGCAUUCCAUCAUAAUAUUGCCUUGCUCACAAAAUACUACAAAAAAGGGUUUUGAAAUAUAUUGUGUAUAGAAAUGUAAUUGAUUAAUCGUUGAAAAUAAAUAUUUUUACACCCAUGUUUCAUUUAAUCAUUU
Messenger RNA from Gadus chalcogrammus (walleye pollock), 4378 nucleotides. It is a transcript of the gene rtel1, whose product is annotated as regulator of telomere elongation helicase 1. The transcript has 32 exons. Gene Ontology annotation, cellular component: nucleus. Gene Ontology annotation, molecular function: DNA polymerase binding; ATP binding; DNA helicase activity. The coding region runs from base 548 to 3985 and encodes 1145 amino acids. NCBI's taxonomy places the organism in Eukaryota, Metazoa, Chordata, Actinopteri, Gadiformes, Gadidae. The record is from RefSeq and is a predicted model, not a curated record. Gene Ontology annotation, biological process: telomeric loop disassembly; negative regulation of t-circle formation; DNA repair.